AUGGAUAAUUCAAAUGAAUUAGAUAAAUCUAUUAUCGAACCCGAAACAGUAAAUUUAUAUGUUGUAAAGACUUUUCAAAAUUGGGAGUUGUGUGAGGCCUUUUUAUGUAAAUGGGCUAAGAAACAGGGUUUUCGAAUUAUCAAAGAUCGAGUAUAUCAUGAAGAAGAUGUU
Scutellospora calospora is the source of this 171-nucleotide messenger RNA. The record is from the annotation of a GenBank genome assembly. NCBI's taxonomy places the organism in Eukaryota, Fungi, Glomeromycota, Glomeromycetes, Diversisporales, Gigasporaceae.